This is a messenger RNA of Prosopis cineraria, 1055 nucleotides long. RefSeq names its product vacuolar protein sorting-associated protein 29. Gene Ontology annotation, biological process: retrograde transport, endosome to Golgi; intracellular protein transport. The record is from RefSeq and is a predicted model, not a curated record. Bases 208 to 780 code for a protein of 190 amino acids. The transcript is spliced from 4 exons. NCBI's taxonomy places the organism in Eukaryota, Viridiplantae, Streptophyta, Magnoliopsida, Fabales, Fabaceae. Gene Ontology annotation, cellular component: retromer complex; endosome.
UUAAAUUGUCCUUCAUCUUCCUGGUUUCCCCAUCAGCUCCGAUCGAGGCCUCUCUUAACCUCAUCGCAAGUCCACUCCAGUGCCCUGCCGCCUAUUUCACCGCCACUGCCACCACCGAUCAAGACGGUGGUGCCUGAUCCUCUGACCUAGAUUCUCGCAGCUUUCCUCUGGUUACCUAAGUGGGCUUUCAGUUUUUGAUUGUUGAGAAUGGUACUGGUCUUGGCUUUGGGAGAUUUGCACAUACCACACAGGGCCCCUGAUCUGCCAGCGAAGUUCAAAUCCAUGCUUGUCCCUGGCAAAAUCCAGCACAUCAUUUGCACAGGAAAUUUGUGUAUCAAAGAAGUGCAUGACUAUUUGAAGACUCUUUGUCCUGAUUUGCAUAUAGCUCGUGGAGAAUAUGAUGAAGAUACAAGAUAUCCAGAGACCAAAACACUAACCAUUGGUCAAUUUAAGCUCGGACUAUGCCAUGGCCAUCAGGUUAUUCCAUGGGGUGACCUAGACUCACUAGCAAUGCUUCAGAGGCAGCUUGAUGUAGACAUCCUUGUCACAGGUCACACCCAUCAGUUUACUGCUUACAAACAUGAGGGUGGUGUCGUUAUAAAUCCAGGUUCUGCAACAGGUGCUUACAGCAGCAUCACUUACGAUGUUAACCCAAGUUUUGUCCUCAUGGACAUUGAUGGCCUACGUGUUGUGGUUUAUGUGUAUGAACUCAUUGAUGGAGAGGUAAAGGUUGACAAGAUUGAUUUUAAGAAAACAUCCUCAAGCCACUCUGCUCAUUAAAAGACUUGUAUCAUGUUUUGUCUGAGUCUCUUAUAUUCUCUCUCUCCCCCCCCUCCCUCCCCAUCAUGUUUUGUCUCAGUCUCUUGUAUCCUUCUCUCCCUCCCUCUCUCUUUUAUUUUUCUGUUUUUAGUUUCUCUUCUGACCUUGUAAUAGGUUUUUUUUUUUUUUUUUGCCCCUUGUUUUAUCUUGUUUUGAGAUCUGUAAUUGACAAUAUCAUAUACUUCUAGCGAGGGUAUUGGUAAUUUGAUCAAAGUCUGCAUGCGAAACUUUUUUUU